Octopus sinensis (East Asian common octopus) is the source of this 1493-nucleotide messenger RNA. RefSeq names its product solute carrier family 22 member 5-like. Gene Ontology annotation, cellular component: membrane. Gene Ontology annotation, molecular function: transmembrane transporter activity. Gene Ontology annotation, biological process: transmembrane transport. The transcript has 9 exons. The record is from RefSeq and is a predicted model, not a curated record. Bases 11 to 1261 code for a protein of 416 amino acids. NCBI's taxonomy places the organism in Eukaryota, Metazoa, Mollusca, Cephalopoda, Octopoda, Octopodidae.
CGAGAAUUGUAUGAACAUUAUGGCUACAGAUGAUGGUUUGACGAUCGUACUACUCGGAGUAGCAGUCGGUGCUCUAAUUGGAGGGAUGCUGGCAGACAUUCUUGGCCGAAGACCUAUCAUGUUCAUCUCUAUGGCCCUGGCACUGAUCUUCCAAAUAUUAAUGGUCACAGUAAAAACAUGUCUCACCUUCGCCACGCUUCGAACACUGUGCGGAGUUUUCUCAGGUGGUUUUCUUGUAAUCAGCAUUGUGUUACCUCUGGAGGUUGUAGGUCGACGAUGGAGAGAUUUUUGUGUGUGUUUGUGGAUUUGGGCUCUCGGAUUACCAAUCAUUUCAUUCGAGGCUGCCAUUGUGAACGGAUGGCGGAACAUUGCCCUCACCAAUGGCUUGGUGGGACUGCCGUUUCUAGGACUCUACUUUUUGGUUCCAGAAAGUUCUCGUUGGUUGACCAGUCUACAACAUUUUCAAAAAGCUGAAAACAGCAUCAAAGAAAUGAUAUCCUGUAACACAAGAGCUGUACCGAAUGUUCUCGAAUUGUGCGAUGACACCCGUAUUUACGUGAUGAGUAUCUCCCACCCUCGUCGUCAUACUUAUCUGGAUCUCUUCCACACAGUCACUGUGACCAAAUCUACAUCUGCCGUUUUAUACACGUGGUUUGUUGGUUGUUUUGUUUAUUGUAAUUUACUGCACAAAGUGGAGAGUCUGACCGGAGACCACCAUUUUGAUAUCUUCCUGCCGUUUGUCUUGGACAUGCCGAUCUGUAUGUCAGCCGUUAUCAUUAACAAAUGUAUAGGUAGACGAUGGUGUAUGUUCCUCUACGCUGUAUCAUCAGGUUUCAGCAUGUUCUGUGUGCUAAUCUUACAUAUGAUGGGCGAUCUCCAUAAAUAUCCUUACAUGAUGACUGCCCUGGCUGCCUUCAGCAAGAUGGGUGUGGCCACAGCACUGUCGCUAUUAACACUAAUCACUGUCGAAGCUUACCCAACGGUUAUUAGAUGCAUGGCAGUAGCGUUUGGCUUGAGUGCCGGAAUCUUAGGAUCCUUGUUGUCUUUCCAUUUACGGAAUUUCAUAUCAUUCGACUCCUAUUACUACAUUGUCCCCUAUAUACUACAAGGACUGCUGAUUAGCACCAUAGGUGUUGUCGGUCUUGUUUUUCCCGAGACGGCGACAACACCUAUGCCAGAUGUGCUACAAUGCCGACAUAGAAAAAACCAGCUUCAGGCGGAUGUGACGUCACAGUAUGUAUACCUUCGCGACCAGUCAUGACGUCACAUGAUAUUUUCUGCGCCAAAACUAAAAAUGUUGUGAGAGUGCUAAAAGACAUGAGAAAAGUGUGAACAUACAGACAACAGAAACAUGCCUCCUUCGUGUCACUAUAUAUAUAUGUGUAGCCCCUUAAGGGGUUUGUACGUCUCUAAAUGUGUGUCAUGAGUGUAAGUAUGUAAAUGAUAGUAAUAACAGCAGUACACAUUGGGUUUAUACAAAUACACACGUGUAU